Molecule: messenger RNA, 4352 nt
Organism: Gastrolobium bilobum
Lineage: Eukaryota; Viridiplantae; Streptophyta; Magnoliopsida; Fabales; Fabaceae
Product: protein CROWDED NUCLEI 1
Exons: 8
Coding region: 299-3859 (1186 amino acids)
Biological process (GO): nucleus organization
Cellular component (GO): nucleus
Source: RefSeq, a predicted model, not a curated record
AGAAAAGAGAGAGAGAGAAAGAAGUAGAGAGAGAAACUGAGAGAACCGUUUGAGAAUUUUGGAGACGUUAUCGGACUUCAAAUCCGCAAUUCGCCGGAAUUUGGGAACUGCGGUCGCGUCCGGAGGCUAGGGUUUCUACUUCUUCUUCUUCUUCUUCUUUUUUUCUAGGGAUUUCGAUUUCGGGUUUUUGUUUUUUGGCGGUCUCGAAUUUUCGGGAUGGGGGCAUUUGGGUGAGGUCGAAUUCGGGACUUGAAGUUUCGGGUUUUGUUGUUUUCGAGUGGAGAAACCGGUGGUGGGGAUGUUUACUCCGCAGAGGGUUUGGUCGGGUUGGUCCCUCACUCCGACCAAAAGAACCGGGUCGGUUUCGGACCGAGAUUUGGGUCCGAAUUCGGGCGAUGGGACUGGUGCGAAGGGGAAAGGUGUCGCCUUUGUUGAGAAUGGGGGGAACUUGGAUCGUGAAGUUUUGGUUGAGAGAGUUUCAAGCCUCGAGAAGGAGCUUUAUGAGUACCAAUUCAAUAUGGGUCUUCUCUUGAUUGAGAAAAAAGAGUGGAGCUCUAAGUAUAACGAACUGAGUCAAGAUUUAGUAGAAGUGAAGGAUGCUCUAGAACGAGAAAAAGCAGCUCAUUUAAUUGCUCUAUCUGAGGCAGAGAAGCGAGAAGAGAAUCUGAGGAAGGCCUUGGGUGUUGAGAAAGAGUGUGUGCUUGAUCUUGAGAAGGCUCUGCGAGAAAUGCGGUCAGAGCAUGCAAAAAUUAAAUUUACAGGAGACUCAAAGUUGGCUGAAGCAAAUGCUUUAGUAGCUAGCAUUGAAGAGAAAUCAUUAGAAGUAGAAGCCAAGUUACGUUCUGCUGAUGCCAAACUUGCAGAAAUCAGUAGAAAGAGUUCUGAGAUUGAUAGGAAAUCACAAGACUUGGAGGCUCAAGAGUCUGCACUUCGAAGGGAUCGUUUAUCCUUCAUUGCAGAGGAAGAAGCACAUGAGAGUACUUUGUCUAAGCAGAGAGAGGACUUGCGAGAAUGGGAGAAGAAACUGCAGGAGGGAGAAGAGAGGCUUGCCAAGGGUCAAAGAAUUCUCAAUGAAAGAGAGCAGAGGGCUAAUGAGAGUGACAGAUUAUGCAGGCAGAAAGAGAAGGACCUUGAAGAGGCACAGAAGAACAUUGAUGAAACUAAUGUAACGUUGAGAAGUAAAGAAGAUGAUGUGAACAGUAGGCUUGCAAAUAUAACUCUAAAAGAGAAGGAAUGCGAUUCUAUGAAAAUGAACUUGGACCUCAAAGAGAAGGAAUUAUCUGCAUGGGAGGAGAAGCUCAAUGCUAGAGAAAAAGUUGAGAUUCAGAAGCUUCUUGAUGAACACCAAGCCAAUCUUGAUGUGAAGAAGCAGGAGUUUGCAGUUGAAUUGGAUGAGAAAAGAAAAUCCUUUGAAGAUGGAUUGAAGACUAGAUUACUGGAAGUGGAAAAGAAAGAAGCUGAAAUCAAUCACAUGGAGGAGAAAGUUACAAAACGGGAGCAGGCCUUGGAAAAGAAGGCAGAGAAGCUUAAGGAGAAAGAGAAAGAGCAUGAACUAAAAGUCAAAGCUUUGAAGGAAAGGGAGAAGUCUAUUAAGUCUGAGGAGAAAAAAAUGGAGAAUGAGAAAGGGGAAAUAGAAAGCGAGAGAGAGGAAUUGCUCAGUCUUAAGGCUGAAGUUGAGAAAAUAAAGACUAACAAUGAAGAAGAGUUGAUGAGGAUAAAUGAAGAGAUUAAUCGUCUUAAAGUGACUGAGGAAGAGAGGUCUGAAUAUCUGCGCUUGCAGUCACAGUUGAAGCAUGAAGUUGAGCAGUACAGGCUCCAGAAAGAACUCAUUAUGAAGGAAGCUGAUGACUUGAGGCAGCAAAAAGAGACUUUUGAAAGAGAAUGGGAUGAGCUGGAUCUGAAAAGAGAAGAAGUGGAGAAAGAGCUGAAAAAUGUGAUUCAACAGAAGGAAGAAAUAUUAAAAUUACAACAAUUUGAAGAAGAAAAAUUAAAGAAUGAGCAGCAGGCCACACAGGAUUACCUACAAAGGGAGUUGGAAACUCUUAAGUUGGCUAAAGAGUCAUUUGCCACGGAAAUGGAGUUGGAGAAGUCAAGCCUAGCUGAAAAAGCUCAAAGUGAGAGAAACCAAAUGCUUCUGGAUUUUGAGCUGCAGAAAAAAGAACUGGAAGCUGAUAUGCAGAAUCAGUUAGAGCAGAAGGAAAAAGACUUGCUUGAGAGGAGGAAGCUAUUUGAGGAACAAAGAGAGAGUAAAUUAAACAAUAUUAAUUUCUUGAAUGAAGUAGCUAAUAGAGAAAUGGAUGAAAUGAAACUUCAAAGAAGUAAAUUAGAGAAGGAGAAACAAGAAGUUGAUGAGAAUAAAAAGCAUCUUGAAAGGCAAAGGAUGGAAAUGCAAGAGGACAUAGAUGUUCUUGUUGACCUUAAUAGGAAGCUGAAAAAUCAGCGGGAACAAUUUAUUGUAGAGAGACGACGCUUUGUUGAGUUUGUUGAGAAAUUUAGGAGUUGCCAGAAUUGUGGGGAAAUGAUCUCUGAAUUUGUGCUGUCUGAUUUACAAUCCUCUGCUGACAUUGAGAAUUUAGAGGUGCCUACUCUUCCAAAUUUGGCAAGUGAUAUUUUGCAGGAUGGUUUUGAUGUAAAUCUGGCUUCUUCAAGGCAAAAUACUGGAGCGUCUCCUUCAACUAAUCCUAAGUCAUCAGUUUCUGGUGGUACCAUCUCUUGGCUACGUAAAUGCACCUCUAAGAUUUUAAAGAUCUCCCCAAUUAGAAAGAUUGAAUCUGAAGAUGUUGGCAGUUUAAGAGACAUGGAAACUUUGCCUGUUGAGAACGCUGACAUGGAAGAUUCAUCAGGAAGGAUUCCUGGCACUGAAAAUGAAGCAGAGUUGUCAUUUGCUAUUGUAAAUGAUUCUUUUGAUGCUCGUAGGGUACAAUCUGGCAAUGAUAUCACAGAGGUUGAAGCUGACCAUGAUCCAUCUAUUGACAACCAGAGCAAUAUUGACAACAAGGUACCAGAGGAUUCCCAGCCUCCUGAUGCUAAGGUUGGGCAGCAGAAACCUCGCAAGGGAGCGGGAAGGACGAGAGUGAAGCGUACGCACACUGUGAAAGCUGUUCUCAAAGAGGCUGAGGCUAUACUCGGAGAAUCAAAAGCAGCUGAAGCUGUACCUGGGGAAUCUGUGGAUGAUCGUGAGACAGAGUUUCCAAAUGGAAAUGCUGAAGAUUCUGCCAAUGUGAAUUCUGAAAGUCAGAAACCAUCCAGUAGAAGAGUACCAGCGAAUGGACGGAAGCGAAACCGGGUCCAAACAUCUCAAUUGACUGUUAGUGGGCAUGAUGGAGAUGCCAGUGAAGGACACUCUGAUAGUAUAAUACCAGAGCAACGCAAAAGAAGGCGACAGAAGGCUGCUGCUGCUCCUCCCGUACAAACUGCUGGCGAAACUAGAUAUAAUUUGAGGCGACCCAAAACCGGAGCAACAACUUCAUCUGUUAGAGCCAAGUCUGCUGGCGGCAGUAAAGAAAGUGAGGGAGAGGUUGAUCGUGUAAAAGAUGCUGAAGAAGGAAUUGUGUACCCAAAAACUUCUCAUUCACGUUCCGUUGGGGUUACUAAUGAGAAUGGGGGAAGCGUACAUCUUGCGGAGUCUCAGCAAGUUGUGAAGACCCAGGAUGUUUAUGUUGAUACCACAAGGACCUUUGCCAACAAUAUGGCAUUGAGUGAGGAGGUGAAUGGAACAGCGGAGGAGAAUGAUACUGAGUACAGGAGUGAAUCCCAUGGGGAAGGUGCCCGUGGAGUUGAUGAUGAGGAUGAUGAAGAUUACCAACAUCCUGGUGAAGCUUCAAUGGGGAAGAAGCUUUGGAACUUUUUUACAACAUAAACUCAAUGGGGCUUUAUGUGUGGACCUCAUCAACUUUAGGGAAGAAGCUUUGGAACUUUUUUACAACAUAAAACUCAAUGGAGCUUUAUGUGUGAACCUCAUCAACUUUAGUGAUGAUUUCGCAAGUAGUUAUCUUGUAUUAACAAUUGGAAGUAGAUCUUAAGUUAUAACCACGGGGUACUUGGGUGGGGAGGGGGUGAUUGAGUUUCUUUAGCUUUUUUCAGUUACGUUUUCAUGGAUAUUUGGAACCUUCGGUGUAUUUGUUGAUAAUUUUAGGCAUUCGAUAGUAUGUAGCUUCUAGUUUAGAGAUUUGGAAUUUUAGCUACAUCCCCUCGGAGAUUGAUUGUAUCAAAAUGUUUGUAUUUCUUCCCCGAAAUUGUGAUUGUUUGAUUUUAACGAGGGUGCGUUCGUAACCCUUUUGUGUGAACUAGGAGUGUCAAUUUGUGUAUGCGAGUUGCGUUCAUGUCAAAUGUGUGUCAAGAACUUGGUAUUC